This is a messenger RNA of Penicillium waksmanii, 849 nucleotides long. RefSeq lists its product as uncharacterized. The transcript has 3 exons. NCBI's taxonomy places the organism in Eukaryota, Fungi, Ascomycota, Eurotiomycetes, Eurotiales, Aspergillaceae. The coding region runs from base 1 to 849 and encodes 282 amino acids. The record is from RefSeq and is a predicted model, not a curated record.
AUGCUCGAUGAAACCGAUAUGAUAGAAUUUGGGCUACUGCCUUUCGAUCACUAUGUUAUGGAUAAAUGGGACCCUAACUCCGUGCUUCCGAAAACCCAACAAUUCCGCGCCCUUGUUGAUUCUUGGGUUCGUCUUGGCAAAGAGGGCCGCAAUGAAUAUCCAGAUGGCCACGAGUUGCUUCCCGACGAGAUUCCUUCUCAUGUUCCUCAAGAUUUGAUGUCAGAUGAGGAACGCACAAGAGAUGGUCAAACAUCACCAAUACUCUGGAUUCGGACAUGGUUUGGGAGAAAAGACGAUCCGGCUAGUUGGAGUGCUGCCGACGCGGGAUAUAGGCGUAUCCGCUCAAUUACUGCUGAAGAUGACCUGGACAAUAUUUUGGACCAAGAGUGCUUUCAUGACAACGAAAAAUCCAGUUCUAAUAAUCCUGUACCCGAUGGAGACGAAAGUCCCGAAUUCAUCGAUGGAUUCGCUUGCGGCACGCCAGGCUCUGUGCCGUCAUAUAUGAUCACAGCCUUAAUGAACAAGCCAGAUACGUUGGACGGCCUCUCAGACCGCAAUUGGCCAACAGAGUCUUAUAUGAGACCACCCGAGCCAGAUAUGUAUCAAUCCCUUAUGGUUGUUGUCGCUGAUCGUAAAGCGUGCGAGGAGGGAUGGAUGUUGCUCUUAGCGGUGAAUCACAAGGGAGAGCUUCUUCCAUUCAAAAUUCGCGAAAGGGCUUCAUGGACAACGCAACUUUUGGUCAAUUUCACGGAUGGCCAGCAUUUAGAUGAGGAUACUCGAAAUCCUGAACAUGAUAUCGAAUAUUACCGGCAUGAAGGAGAUGGCUGGGCUGAUGCUUCUGUGCCCUGA